CUCAUGGACACGUUACUGGGAAAACUCACGCCAUCCAAAUCUCUCUCUGUGCUGGGUUCUGACCUGCCCAGGGCACCAUGGACCGAGGCAACACGCCCCUCCCACCAACCACUGAGGUGAAUUCCAGCCAGACUUCUCUAGCUGUGAGCGCCGCUCACCUGACCUCUGCAGUGUUGCUCUGCCCCACCUUCCUGGUGGGUGUGCUGGGGAAUGGGCUGUACCUGUGGGUGCUGGGACUGAAGAUGAGGAGGACAGUGACCACCCUCUGGUUCCUUCACCUGGUCUUCUGUUCCCUCCUCUUCACCCUGCUGAUCCCCUUCUUCACUAUCUCCCUCCUCAUGGAUUUCCACUGGGUCUUCGGCACAGCCAUGUGCAAGUUCCUCAACACCUGCAUCUCUGUGGCCAUGUUCACCUCUGUCUUCCUUCUCACGCUCAUCAGUCUGGACCGCUACAUCCUCACUCACCAUCCCAUCUGGUCCCGGCAUAACCGCACCCUCCCCCGGGCUGGGAAGCUGGUCGUGGGCAUGUGGCUGACCUCCUUCGGUCUCAGCGCUCCCUAUCUGGCUUUCCGGGAGACCCGGGUGGUAGAUGGGGGCAGAAUCAUCUGCAUCAAUAAUUACGCCCUCUCUGGAGACUGGAAUGGAGCCAAGACACAGAACCUGGGCAGACGGGUCCACCUGGCUAUCUUCAUUGUCCGGUUCCUGCUGGGCUUCCUGCUUCCUUUCUGCACCAUCGUGAUAUGCUAUGUUCGCGUGGGGCUGAAGAUGAAGGAGAAGAAGCUGGUGUGGGUUGGAAAGCCUUUCAAAGUCAUGUUGGCCGCGAUGGUUUCCUUCUUCCUGGGCUGGCUGCCCUACCACCUCUACCACGGCUUGAAGCUCUCCAAGAAAGAGGUGCCAGAGUCAGUGAUGGAUGCUGUCUUGGUCAUUCACACCUUCACAUCCUGCUUCAAUGCCUGCUUCACCCCCAUCCUCUACCUUUUCGUGGGGGAGAAGUUCUGGCAGGUCUUCAGGACAUCUCUUCUCACUCUGGUCAAAGCGGCUUUUAUCGACGAUCUCGGAAGCAGUGCCUCUGAGUCUAGUGGAAGACACGGGUCAGAAGUCGAUAACACAAUACAGUCGAUGGCCUGAAGGUUCCCAGACUUAGGGAGAGUUGAAAACUUACCAUCCCAUUUGUUCUAGAUUCCUGAUGGUUCUAAAUCCAAAUGGUUUUCAGGUAU
Messenger RNA from Gopherus flavomarginatus (Mexican gopher tortoise), 1216 nucleotides. Its product is annotated as probable G-protein coupled receptor 33. Gene Ontology annotation, molecular function: complement receptor activity; G protein-coupled receptor activity. Lineage: Eukaryota; Metazoa; Chordata; Testudines; Testudinidae. Gene Ontology annotation, cellular component: plasma membrane. The transcript is spliced from 2 exons. Bases 78 to 1127 code for a protein of 349 amino acids. The record is from RefSeq and is a predicted model, not a curated record. Gene Ontology annotation, biological process: positive regulation of cytosolic calcium ion concentration; complement receptor mediated signaling pathway; inflammatory response.